UUGAGUCCACGUCCACCAGCUGAAAGGAGCUCUGUCACAGGAAGUGUCAUGAAGAGAAGUCACGGGUGCACCGUCUGUGGGCGCUACAACCGCGCACUCCACCCGAAAACGUCACCCAGGAAAAUAGAGUUCCCAAACGACAAAUAUAACAGCGUGUGGAAUCAAUGCGUCAAACAGCGCACAGGUUCAAUGUACCCACCUCCACCAGCUGAGAGGAGCACCGUCACAGAGAAAGUGAUGAAGAGAAUUCAUUGCUGCACCGUCUGUGGCCUCUUCAACCCUGGUGUGGUACUGCCCCCGCUGAGACAACAGACGAAGCCCUCGACAGAUAAACGGCCGAAAGAAGAACUCCCUCAGAGGAAAGAUCCGUUUCUCCCCUUAUGCACUUCAAUAGAGUACCUGAACACUUCUCUUCACACAGCUCAUCUAGAGGAUCGUAUUUUGAUCUUCUCCAUUCUUCAGAAAGACAGAGUCCUCACAACAUUGAAGAUGAGAAUAGAUGUUCUUGAAAUGGAAAUCAAGAAGCUUGAGGAGAGGUCAAAUGGGAUCGACGAUUACAGAGAGUGUCUUCUGAAACACGUCCCACCUGAGGCCAACGGGACAGAAGGAAGGAACAUGAUCCUGCUGAAAAACAUAAACAAGUCGAUGGCCUCAAUAGCUGAGCAACAGAAGAUUGUCUGUCAGGGGAUCACGAGCAGAACGGAGGCCAUUGAAAGACUGAAGCUGGAGAUGAAGACGAUCUCCAAAAAGAUGGUGGAGGACCAAAAAGUGCUGAAAGAGAUCAAAUAUGAAAGAUUUAGAAGGUGACCUGGAGAUUCAGUAGUAGAUUCUGAAGACCAGAUAAAUAACUACAGCUGCUUCCAGCGACUAAACAUUAAAGUAUGGUCACAUA
Molecule: messenger RNA, 892 nt
Organism: Triplophysa dalaica
Lineage: Eukaryota; Metazoa; Chordata; Actinopteri; Cypriniformes; Nemacheilidae
Exons: 9
Coding region: 49-807 (252 amino acids)
Source: RefSeq, a predicted model, not a curated record